Messenger RNA from Rana temporaria (common frog), 1854 nucleotides. RefSeq lists its product as uncharacterized. Bases 90 to 1739 code for a protein of 549 amino acids. The record is from RefSeq and is a predicted model, not a curated record. Gene Ontology annotation, molecular function: GTP binding. The transcript has 2 exons. Lineage: Eukaryota; Metazoa; Chordata; Amphibia; Anura; Ranidae.
CCAAAAGAAAGAAAAUCGAAGGAGGUUAAAGAGUAUAUAAGAGCGGAGCCAGGACUUUGGAGGAAGCAAACAGAACACAGAGAGGGACCAUGGCUGGUGCUCCAAGGACGGGUAUACAAGGCGCUCUUUCUAUGGUAGAAGAUUGUAAAAGGUCUCUACAACUGAAACUAAACAAGUACCUGAGCAGCAAAUACAAGGCUGGAUUUUUGACCAUUUACAAGAUGGAUAUGGAGCGUGUGAAGAAUCAGAAGAUAUGGGAAUAUGGAACAGCAAAGGCUGAUGAGAAAAACAAAGUGAUCAUGAUGGUUGGUGAAACCGGAUCUGGUAAAACAACCCUGAUAAACACUAUGGUCAACUACAUCUUUGGUGUGGAGUGGAAGGAUGAACUCCGGAUCCAGCUUAUUGAGGAGAUUAGUGAGAAGAGUCAAGCCCACAGCCAAACAUCGAGUGUCACCAUCUACCAGAUCCACCAAGAAGAUGGCUUCCGAAUCCCGUACACCAUAACCAUCAUUGACACUCCGGGGUUCGGAGACACCAGAGGGAUAGAUCAUGAUGAGAAAAUCAUGAAGAAGAUACGAGAAUUUUUUUAUAAAUGCAAAUUCACUGAAAUUGAUGCGAUUUGUUUCGUGGUUCAGUCAUCUUCGGCUCGGUUAACUCCAACCCAGUCAUACAUCUUUGACAACGUUUUGUCUAUUUUUGGGAAUGAUAUCAAGGAUAAUAUAGUCUUCUUCACAACCUUCGCCGAGGCCCAGGAACCGAAAGUUCUCUCUGCAAUUAUGGAGGCUGAGGUUCCAUGUGCCAAAUCUAAAGAUGGAAAACCUGUGUACUUCAAGGUCAAUAACAGCAUGCUGUACGCUAAUAACCGCUCCGAUGAAGAGGACGACGAUGCCUGCAUGGCUCAUGAAAUACAAUGGAAGACGGGGAUGAAAAGCAUUGAGAAAUUUCUUUUACACUUUUUGCCUGGAUUAGCCAGUAAAGAUUUAAGUUUAACGAAGAAAGUUCUGUCAGAUAGACUUGAUUUGGAGGUCGUUUUGGAUGGGCUUGUCCAAAAAAUCAAGGAGGCAAUGUUUAAACAGCAUGAACUGAAAGAAACAGAGAGAAAUCUGGAAGAACACAAGACGGCCAUUGAAAGGAACGAGCAUUUUAAAUUUGAGGUGACAGAAACUGUGAAAACAAAGAUAGACUCUGAGACCGAAUACUCAACCAACUGCCGGGAGUGCAGCUCCACGUGUCACCGAGACUGCCUGGUGUAUUUCGACUCCCUGGUUUAUUUUUGUGAAGUUUUUAACGUCAAGGGAACGUGUCGCGUGUGUGGACAUAAGUCUAGCGCGCAUUUUUCUGAAACGUCUUACUGGCAAACUCUUGUUGACAAAAAAAUUAAAAGUUAUGACGAAGUAAAAGAAAUAUAUGAAAAAGAGGAGAAGAUGGAGAUGACCCCAGAAAUGGUUUUCAAAAAAUUGAAGGAUGACAUUAAGACGACAGAGGAUGAGGUCCUGAAACUUAUUAAGAAGGUGGCCAAGAUCCUAAAACGUCUCCAGGAGAUCGCCUUAAAGCCAAUUCCAAUGUCUGUUGUGGAUUACAUGAAGCUGCUCAUCCAAAAAGAGAAGCGGGAAGGAAAGAGUGGAUUCCUCGAGAGAAUUAACAUGCUGGAAGAAACCAUAAAAAAAUGUAAUAUUAAGAGUACUAUUCACUCUCAAGGAGAAGUUGCCAGCUUUGACACAAUUGCCAAUCUGGAGUAGAGAACAGAUAGAAGACUGGUGGGAAAAAUAUGUUUAUGCCUUCAGCUACCGUAUUUGCCGGCGUAUAAGACGACCCCCUCAUUUUCCAGCUAAAAUGCUGGUUUUGGUAUAUACU